GGAAUCAGGAUGGCCGGAGGAGGAAAUGCUGCGGGUCCAAUCCUGAGCAUUGGGAGGUGGACCUGAGAGGAGGAGAGGAAGGGGCGGAGUGCUGAGGGCGGAGGGGGCCGAGAAGAAGGGAGCGGGCAGGGGGCGGCGGCAGGAGCGUGUCUGGGAACAAAGAGCCGGAGUUGCCUUAAUCAUCUCCCGUGGCUGCCUUGAUCCGGAGUGACGCUGCCAGAGGCCAGCGCUGCUGCUGCAGGAAGCGAGGCGGGUGCUUCUCCGCAGAGGCGGAUGAGGCUGGUGGCUGGGCUCCUCGGCUGAAGAGGCAGCAGGUGAGAGUUGGGAGAGGAACAAUGAGGGGAAACCCAGCAGAGGAUGUAUGGGUGAAGCCAGAUGGAAUAAGAGGGAGCACAGACUAAAAACUGGAGCAAAAUGGAAGAAGAGAAAUGGAUAACUUGCUUAUCGGCAUGGAGUCCAAAAAAUAAUUGUACUCUUACUUUACACCAUGCAACCCACACUGGGGAGAAACCACAUGAAUGUUUGUUGUGUGGGAAAAGGUUCAGCUCGAAUAGAGCUGUUCUUAUACAUCACAGAACCCACACUGGGGAGAAACCACAUCAGUGCUUGUUGUGUGGAAAGGCCUUCAGCACGAGUGGAAAUCUUAUUGUACACCAUAGAAGCCACACAGGGGAGAAACCAUAUCAGUGUUUGGAAUGUGGAAAGAGCUUCAGCAUGAGUGGAGCUCUUACUGUACAUCACAGAACUCACACUGGGGAGAAACCACAUAAAUGUUUGGAGUGUGGAAAGAGCUUCAGCAGGAGUGAACAUCUUACUGAACACCACAGAACCCACACUGGAGAGAAACCACAUGAAUGUUUGUUGUGUGGAAAAAGGUUCAGCACGAGUGGAGCUCUUAUUGUACAUCACAGAACUCACACUGGCGAGAAACCACAUCAAUGUUUGGAGUGUGGCAAAAGGUUCAGUACGAGUGGAGCUGUUCUUGUACAUCACAGGACCCACACUACAGAGAAACCACAUCAAUGUUUGGAGUGUGGGAAAAGGUUCAGCACAAGUGGAGCGCUUAUUGUACACCACAGAACCCACACUGGGGAGAAACCACAUGAAUGUUUGUUGUGUGGAAAGAGCUUCAGCAGGAGUGGAGAUCUUGCUAAACACCAUAGAACCCACACUGGGGAGAAACCACAUAAAUGUUUGGAGUGCGGAAAGCGGUUAAGCACGAGUGGAGAUCUUAUUGUACAUCAGAGGACUCAUACUGGGGAGAAACCAUUUAAAUGUUUGUUGUGUGGAAAGGCCUUCAGCAGGAGUGGAAAGUUGACUUUGCACCAGAGAACCCACACUGGGGAGAAACCACAUAAAUGUUUGGAGUGUGGAAAGAGCUUUAGCACGAGUGGAAAUCUUGCUAAACACCACAGAAGCCACACAGGGGAGAAACCACAUAAAUGCUUGGAGUGUGGAAAGAGCUUCAACGGGAGUGACUCUCUUACCAGACAUCUCAGAACCCACACUGGGGAGAAACCACAUAAAUGCUUGGAGUGUGGAAAAAGCUUCAGCACGAGUGGACAUCUUACUUUACACCAUAGAAUCCACACUGGAGAGAAACCACAUCAGUGUUUGGUGUGCGGAAAGCGGUUAAGCACGAAAGGAGCUCUUAUUAUACAUCACAGAACCCACACUGGGGAGAAACCAUAUAAAUGUAUGUUGUGUGGAAAGAGCUUCAGCACGAGUGGAGAACUUAAUUCACACCACAGAACCCACACUGGGGAGAAACCACAUCAAUGUUUGGAGUGUGGAAAGCGGUUAAGCACAAGUGGAGCUCUUAUUGUACAUCUCAGAACUCACACUGGUGAGAAACCUCAUAAAUGCUUGGAGUGCGGAAAGAGCUUCAGCACGAGUGGAUAUCUUACUGUACACCAGAGAAGACACACAGGGGAAAAACCACAUCAAUGUUUCGAGUGUGGAAAGAGGUUCAGCACAAGUUCAGCUCUUAUUGUACAUCAUAGAACUCACACUGGGGAGAAACCACAUCAGUGUAUGUUGUGUGGAAAGAGUUUCAGCAGGAGUGGAGAUCUUACCUCACACCACAGAACCCACACUGGGGAGAAACCACAUCAAUGUUUGGAGUGCGGAAAGAGGUUCAGAACAAGUAGAGAUGUUAUUGUACAUCACAGAACUCACACUGGAGAGAAACCACAUCAGUGUUUGUUGUGUGGAAAGGCGUUCAGCACGAGUGGAAAUCUUACUGUACACCAUAGAAGACACACAGGGGAGAAACCACAUCAAUGUUUGGAAUGUGGAAAGAGCUUCAGCAUGAGUAGUGCUCUUAUUGUACAUCACAGAAUUCACACUGGGGAGAAACCACAUAAAUGCUUGGAGUGCGGAAAGAGCUUUAGCACGGGCAGGCAACUUACUAUACAUCACAGAACCCACACUGGGGAGAAGCCACAUAAAUGCUUGGAGUGUGGAAAGAGCUUCAGCCAGAGUUCAAAACUUUCUGCUCACUACAGAACCCACACUGGGGAGAAACCACAUAAAUGCUUUGAGUGUGGAAAGAGCUACAGCAACAGCGGACAUCUUAUUGUACACCAUAGAACCCACACUGGAGAGAAACCACAUAAAUGCUUCAAGUGUGGAAAGAGCUUCAGCACGAAUGGAGCUCUUACUAAACACCACAGAACCCACACUGAGGAGCGACCAUAGAAAUGCUUGUAGUGUGGAAAGAGCUUCAGGAACAGGGGAGCUCUUACUCCACACCAUAGAACACACACUGGAAGAAGAAAGGCUCACCUUACUGCACAUGCAUACAUUCAGACAGGGUAGGAAUCACACGCAUGAAACUGCAGACAAGUCCGAGAAUCUCUCUCAUUUUCUCAAAUAUAAACCCCUGUGAAAUUUCUGCUUCUGAUUUGUCUUACUUCUCUCUGAGAGGACUCAAAGUCCCCUCCCCGCCGUGUUUUGAACAAAUGUGCAAAAAUUUUUCAAACUAAAUAAUGAAUAUUAUUUUUCCACAGCAUGUACUUUCUUUUUGUUUCCUCUGAAUACUGGAUUCUGGGUGAAACACAAACUGCACAAAGGAGUGUAAUGGCCAUUUUAAAACAAUUUAAACCAGAGGUGGAAAUUAGUUAACUGCGGACAUUAGGCUUUUUGAGGCCAAAGUACAACCUCAAAAACUUUAUCGAGCUCAACUUGGACCAUAUUCAAAUAUCCCCCCUCAGACGAUUGUGGAAUCCAAAUUUUAAGAGGAAUCUUUCAUGUUGCUCAGUUCUCUCCCAAUGUAAUUUUAAAACUUGAAUCUUGAAUUUUAAAGGUGGAAACCAAAAUUUGGCUUCCAAUAUAUAACUUUUGGUUCAAACUUAAUCCCCUUUGAUAGUAUUGGAUACUUUUAGUUUCACCUGGUGUACAAAAUUAGAAUCUAAACUAUUGAGUCGGUGUUUUUCUCCUAAGUUUUUAUUAUCCUUGGUUUUUCAUAGCGCCAGUAAGGCACUUAAGCAGAUGAUUAGCAAUAUGGAUCCUCAAAAGGAUAUUAGUUUAGUCCCAAAAAUCCUUAUCCUGGAAAGAAUUAAAUCAGCUUAAACCAGCAAAUUAUCGCUAGGAAUUGACAGUCCCAACCCAUUGCAGGGCUUUCCCCUUCGCUCGCUGUAAUACUCUGCCUUCUACCGUGGUGUCUGGGAAGUUCCGGAAUGUUCUGUAUAAUGCAAGUAAUUCAUUGUAAUUCUGUUUUGUAAUUCUGGUGCAGUUGGGUCUAUUGAACACGUCCUUCUUAAUUGUAUAUUUUAUCAGUCAAUAAGAAAUUCUUUUAUAACUGUGCUUUUACUGCUUUUCCUCCAGUUAUUUCAUGCCAGCUAUUUACUUUUUGGAAUGAAUCCUGAGACUUAGUGGCUAAAUUCUGUGAGGCUGCUAGUGAUGUACGAACCAGCUAUGAGAUCAGUUCGAUUUGAAUCUGGACCUGAUUAGAACUGACCCAGUCCGGUCUAGGCUCAGCUGAACCAGCUUGCGGGCCGGCUUGGGAGGGUUUACUUGUAUAGGGGGAUCCAGUGAGGAUUCCCUUUACAAGUAAAGUGCAUUCUUUACAGUAAAUACAUGGAGGGGUGAGAAAAAUGUACUUUUUACCUUUAAGAUUCAGGUGCCGAGGCAGCGGAAGCGGUCUUCCAAAUGACAGCCCAGGCUGGCUGCGGCUCUGUUUGGGCCUUUGUUCAUGCACAGAUGCCUGGGCUGGGAUUAAAAAAAGAAGACUCUGAAGAACUAAGCGGGGUCAAAGGUUCACAGCUCCUGCUCUGUAGUUUCAUUUUCUAGGGCGAUGAAAUGUACUGGUUUGAUUUUGUAGGGAAAGGGAGGUUUCCUUUUAUUUAUCAUGGUUUGAAAAAUAGAGGGAAUGUGAGUCAUGCUGAUGGGGUAUUUUGAAAAAUAUAGGAGGGAAAUUUGUGUAUAUUUAGGAGGCUGCUUUCAGCAGAGGAGAGUUCAGUUGAAGAGACCUGUUGGAGAGCUGGAGGAGAGUCUUUGUUCAGUAGAAGAACCAGUUGGAGUAUGAAUUGUUGGGAAAGGAGUUCAAGCAGAAGAACUGAAGUCUUGCUUGCACAGUCUGAUUGAGGAUCGGAACUGGGGCAAAAAAGAGCCAAGAAAUCACUGGCAGAGAGCAGUGACUCUCCGGAGAGCUGAAAACACUCAACAGCAAGAAGACCCCAUCUGAGCUGAACCUCAGAACUAUGAAGAAGAUUGGGACUUGAGGCUGAUCAAGGGAAAAUCUGGGUUGCCAAAAAGCGGAAGUGAUUGCCAAGAAGUGAUUGCAAAGUUAGGGCACAGUCAGAGUCGGGCCAGCUGGAUGUGUUUUGGCCACAUUUUCUUUACUGCUGAUGCUCUGUUGGUUGCUGGUUUUAUUUGUACUAAACUUUAAAAGUAAUUAUGGAUUGAAAGUGAACUAAUUGCAAAGGGAAAUUACUUGUUUCUCUAUGGAGAAAAAUGGUAGCUUCUGUUUUCUCCACCCCACGCCUAAUGCCCUUACCACUCUAGCAAGGGUGGUUUGUUGGUUUGUUUUAACAACAGAGGUUUGGAAGGCUGUUGUAGUAGAGUCAAGAGUCAGCCCAAAACCUACUUGGUGGGGGUGGUUAAAUCUGAAGGUCACAGGAUGGUUGAAACCAAAAUGUGAGAAGUGGAAGCAGCACCAGCGUAUCUGUGACCCAAGUAUGCCUCCUGAGCUGGCAUGAGAGCCAGUUCUUUGGGGGUCAGUCUGUUUUGGACUGGCGCGCACACCCCUUUGGGGGCAGGGCGGUCCGGACUCAGAUCUCCUGGGCCAGGCUGUCCUGAUGUCGAGCCCGGCCCAAAGCAAGCCAGUCUGCACAUUUCUAGCAGCUGCUUGUAAGAUUCGGUACAUAGGAAGCUGUCAUAUACUGAGUCAGACCCUUAAUCCAUCUAGCUCAGUAUUAUCUUCACAGACUGGCAGCGGCUUCUCCAAGGUUGCAGACAGGAGUCUCUCUCUCAGCCCUAUCCUGGAGAUGCCGCCAGGGAGGGAAUUUGAAACCUCCUGCUCUUCCCAGAGUGGCCCCAUCCCUUGAGGGGGAUCUCUUCCAGUGCUCACACUUCUAGUCUCCCAUUUGUGUGCAACCAGGGUGGACCCUGCUUAGCUAAAGGGACAAGUCAUGCAUGCUACCACAAGACCAGCUCUCCUCUCCAGAUUAACAGAUUAGAUCUGUUAAUUGUGGUUCUUGUGAUUGAUAUACUUUAAAAAAAAAACAAAAAACAACCUAGCUGGAGAUAGUGGAGGGUUAUGUUGCAUUCCCCCACCCUCUUUAGAUGGCAAUCAUCACAAUGGCUGGGGGCUCCUAUUCACAGCCCCACCCCACUGGGGGCUCCCAUUCACCCCGCCCCACCCCACCCCACCCCACCAGCCCUGCAAGCAAGUAGGUGUCCUCUCUCUCCCUGCAAGGAGGUUCUUUGACUGGCCACGCCCCCAGCUGCAAGCCAACAUAUUUCCACAGUUAUUAACCCCUUCAGUGCCAAAAUGGACUGGAACGGCGAUAUUGAAACAACGGCUCAUGGGUUCCUUUAUUGUCAAUUUUACCAAGAUAUACGGCGUAAACAUAUAGCCCGUGCUGUAAACCGCCCUGAGCCAUAUUGGAAGGGCAGGAUCUACGUCUAAUAAAUAGAUAAAUAAAUAAAUAACCCCUUUUAUUAGUUGCCAUGCAGGUUGUACAGAAUCUUAUUCUUGAUGAUCUUUUCAAUGACCAGAAAGACCCGAGAUCUUAUAAUGUGGCUAAGUUCUGUUCAAUGGCCAUUAAAACCCACCAGGAGUUCAUUAAGAAUCCCUGUUAACUGAUCUGUAUGCUUAAGUAUGUGCUUAACCACUGUAUCGUAAAUAUGUAGGUUUUUGUUGUUGUUGUCGUUGGACUUGUUUGUAAACUGUGCUGGUCUGUGAUCAUAAUAAAAGGAAUUGAAUUGA
Messenger RNA from Hemicordylus capensis (graceful crag lizard), 6433 nucleotides. Its product is annotated as zinc finger protein 850-like. Lineage: Eukaryota; Metazoa; Chordata; Lepidosauria; Squamata; Cordylidae. Gene Ontology annotation, cellular component: nucleus. Gene Ontology annotation, molecular function: RNA polymerase II cis-regulatory region sequence-specific DNA binding; DNA-binding transcription activator activity, RNA polymerase II-specific. Bases 415 to 2700 code for a protein of 761 amino acids. The record is from RefSeq and is a predicted model, not a curated record. The transcript is spliced from 2 exons. Gene Ontology annotation, biological process: regulation of transcription by RNA polymerase II.